AGAAGAUCAAGAUCAAGAGCAGGAGCGGGAGAGUGUAAACACAGACACGAGGCAAAGUCUGUCUGUCUCCCCGACCUUCAGGAGAAGACCAAGGAGAAGGAGAAGAAAUCACCAAAUGACUGGCCCUUUCACUUGGCAGCGUCAACUCACCAUUCACCCGCUGACCCCCAAUGACAGACUUCCGGGAGACUGGAAGGUUAGCAGAGCACACGUGUGGCAACCAAAGAGCAGCUGUUAAGUAGCAGACGAGACAUAGAAAGGUAGUGGUGUCCACCAUGCUGGGAGGAGGACAGCGCUAAGUGACGGCACCCGACUCUGUGUGUGUGUGUGUGUCCUGACGUCCACCGCUGGUGCUGGUGCUGAAGUGAGGGUCUGAGACACUUGCUGUGCUCAGCACUCACUGUCCUUGCUCCUUGGUGCAUCCUUCCCUUCACCUGCUUGCUUGGUCCCUGAGUAGCGGUGAGGAAGACUUGCUGCCCCCUCGGCUGCAAGGCCGGGCAGCAGCCUGAGUGGCCAGGAGCAGCAGAGCAGACUGCCACUGGUGUGAGGAUCAGGGGCGAUCAGAAGAACCACCACCACCACCACCACCCUGCUGCUGCUGCUGCCUUCUCCAGCCAUAAGGAAAGGGAAAGUUUGAGUGGAAGGACUGUGAGGCAGUUUGGGACUGAGAGCAAGUUCAUCAGACACAGCCUUGCACACACUGCUGAGGGAAAGCAUGAGUGCCAGGAGUUUGAGGAAAGACUCCCUGGGAAGGGUGACCUCGACAAAAGCACCCACGCACUCGGGUGAAAGAAAUCAUGAAUCUCAAGGUUGUAGGAAAAGAUUGGGUGGGAAGGAUCACCUCAACACACACACCCUUACACACACUAGAGGAAAAAAACAUGGUUGUGAAGUUUGUGGGAAAAGUUUCCAUCUGAAGGGUAACCUCAAGAGACACAUCCUUACACACACUGGUGAAAGAAAACAUAAAUGUGAAGUUUGUGGGAAAAGCUUCACUCAGAAGGUUCACCUCCAGACACACACCCUUACACACACUGGUGAAAGAAAACAUAAAUGUGAAGUUUAUGGGAAAAGCUUCACUCAGAAGGGUGACCUCAAGAAACACAUCCUUACACACACUGGUGAAAGGAACCAUAAAUGUGAAGUUUGUGGGAAAAGCUUCACUCAGAAGGGUGACCUCAAGAAACACACCCUUACACACACUGGUGAAAGAAACCAUAAAUGUGAAGUUUGUGGGAAAAGAUUUAAUCGGAAGGAUAGCCUCCAGACACACACCCUUACACACACUGGUGAAAGGAACCAUAAAUGUGAAGUUUGUGGGAAAAGAUUUAAUCGGAAGGAUAGCCUCCAGACACACACCCUUACACACACUGGUGAAAAAAACCAUGAGUGUGAAGUUUGUGGGAAAAGAUUUAAUCGGAAGGAUAGCCUCCAGACACACACCCUUACACACACUGGUGAAAGGAACCAUAAAUGUGAAGUUUGUGGGAAAAGCUUCACUCAGAAGGGUGACCUCAAGAAACACACCCUUACACACACUGGUGAAAAAAACCAUGAGUGUGAAGUUUGUGGGAAAAGAUUUAAUCGGAAGGAUAACCUCCAGACACACACCCUUACACACACUGGUGAAAAAAACCAUGAGUGUGAAGUUUGUGGGAAAAGAUUCCUUGUGAAGUCAUGGCUGAAGAGACAUGGCAUAAGACACUGUGGCCACAAAGGGUUCCAGUGUGAUGCUUGUGGCAAGCGAUUUAUGACAAGAGGUGAGAUUGCGAGACACGUGAAGAUUCACCUCUGAGGUGUUGUGUUGUGCUGCUGUGUGUGGGAGAGAUCAGGUGCUGGAUGGGGCGUUGUCUUGCAUGGAGAACAGAACACAUGGCCCAGAUAGGGAAUCAAAGGCAGGUUGCAGAGUGUCUGCAAUUUUGAAAAUUUAAGAAGAAAGUGUGUGUGUGUGUGUGUGUGUGUGUGUGUGUGUGUGUGUGUGUGUGUGUGUGUGUGUGUGUGUAUUUACCUAGUUGUAAUUUUACAGGGCCUGGGCUUACGCUCGUGUGGUCCCAUCUCCGUAUCUAUAAUUAUCCAACUUUUCCUUAAAGGUUUGCACACUCUUCGCCGAUACUAUUUCUUCACUUCCUGUUGAUUUCAAAGGCUGUGAGUUUUCGUUUUUUGGGAAUAACUUUGUGGGGAGGCGGUGGCUGAGUCGUCAAAGUAACGGCCUCGUGUUCAGGAGGACGCGAGUUCAAUCCCCGCCCGGUGCCACCAAGCUGGGAUUUUUCAGCCGCCGCCGAGUGGCUUAAAACUACCCACAUGCUGUCCAGAAGACCACCUAUCAACCCGGACUCUAGAUUCUAGGAUCAAAAAUGAGCUCUGGGAGGGCAGCACGAGCCAAUGCAAGAUUGUGCCACUAUAAACACUCGCCUGUGCCAGAACGGGCUGGGCCGACCAUCAGGACCCACCGGAAUGAAGCCUUGGACCGACCAUCAGGAUCCACCGGGAAGAAGCCUACCGGCGCAAUAGGCAGCAAUGUAAAAAAAAAAAAAAAAAAAAAAAACCCACUCGUAUCAGCACA
Eriocheir sinensis (Chinese mitten crab) is the source of this 2563-nucleotide messenger RNA. RefSeq names its product zinc finger protein 681-like. Lineage: Eukaryota; Metazoa; Arthropoda; Malacostraca; Decapoda; Varunidae. The record is from RefSeq and is a predicted model, not a curated record. Gene Ontology annotation, biological process: regulation of transcription by RNA polymerase II. Bases 716 to 1795 code for a protein of 359 amino acids. The transcript is spliced from 3 exons. Gene Ontology annotation, molecular function: RNA polymerase II cis-regulatory region sequence-specific DNA binding; DNA-binding transcription factor activity.